AUGGCCUCUGAGAGAGCAAUCGACCGGGAAGAGCGACAGGGCCUGCGUGCCAUUCGCGACUUCCUCAAAGCCCGCAAUAGUUACGAUGUGCUGCCCCUCAGUUUCCGACUCAUCAUCUUCGAUACCUCGCUCUCGGUGAAAGAGACUAACCUGGACCCGGACUCGGGCGACACAGGCAUUGUCUCAGCACCAUUGUGGGACUCGAAGGCGUCCAAGUUCGCCGGACUCCUAACCACCUCCGACUACAUCAAUGUGAUCCAAUACUAUUUCCAGAACCCGGCGGCGCUGAACCAAAUCGAUCAAUUCCGCCUGGACAGUCUGCGAGAAGUUGAAAAGGCACUCGGCGUUGCACCCCCAGAAACCAUUUCAAUCGACCCCGAGCGUCCGCUGUACGAAGCGUGCCGGCGCAUGCUUGAGUCGCGCGCCCGUCGUAUCCCUCUAGUCACCAGCGAUAGUCAGACCGAGCGGCCCCACGUUCUCAGUGUCAUCACGCAAUAUCGUAUCUUGAAGUUUGUUGCUGUUAACGUGCCUGAUACUCAGCAGCUACGCCGGCCGUUGGGGGAACUGCUGCUUGGUUCGUAUGAUAAUGUUGCUACGGCUUCGAUGGAUACACCCGUCAUUGAUGUCAUCCACAUCCUGGUCGAGCGCAGUAUAUCCAGCGUGCCAAUUGUAAACUCAGAGGGUGUGGUGUACAAUGUCUUCGAGUCGGUUGAUGUUAUUACCUUGAUUAAGGGUGGUGUUUAUGACGAUUUGAGUCUGACUGUGGGAGAAGCACUGAAGAAACGUUCUCCGGGCUUCCCUGGCAUUUACACUUGCUCUCUAAACGAUGGACUGGAUACUAUUUUCGAUACUAUUCGCAAGUCCCGCGUCCACCGUCUGGUCGUUGUUGAUGAGCACUUCAAGCUCAAGGGUGUGCUGACCCUGAGCGAUAUCCUGCACUACAUUCUCCUAGAAGGAGAGAAUGAAGAAGCAUGA
Molecule: messenger RNA, 975 nt
Organism: Penicillium nucicola
Lineage: Eukaryota; Fungi; Ascomycota; Eurotiomycetes; Eurotiales; Aspergillaceae
Gene: snf4
Product: AMP-activated serine/threonine-protein kinase regulatory subunit SNF4
Exons: 5
Coding region: 1-975 (324 amino acids)
Source: RefSeq, a predicted model, not a curated record